Molecule: messenger RNA, 7162 nt
Organism: Rhinopithecus roxellana (golden snub-nosed monkey)
Lineage: Eukaryota; Metazoa; Chordata; Mammalia; Primates; Cercopithecidae
Gene: FLRT2
Product: fibronectin leucine rich transmembrane protein 2
Exons: 2
Coding region: 754-2736 (660 amino acids)
Molecular function (GO): protein binding
Source: RefSeq, a predicted model, not a curated record
AGUUGUACGUUCGAAACCUGUCGCCGUCACUUGCGCUUUUGGCAUUAUCCAUUGUCACCGCGGAGGAACGAGCGCUUGAGAUAACAUCAGCGCCCGCAAAUCUCCGCGCCAAGACGCUGCGCUACUCCUUUCGAGGUGCGCCUCUGGUCCUCCGUCCCGGGUGCCUAGCAGCGGCGAGGCGGCAUCUCCGCUCCCACCACCGUGUCCACCGAGCCCCGGGAUCAGGGUGGCAGUUCUCAACGAUGGGCAGGAGGGACCUCGGCGGCGACCCCUAAAACAAUACCAUGCCCCGGGAGCCCCGCUGCUGCCGCGCCAGCGUCUUCCCUUUCCACCUCCCUGACCCUGUCGGAUUUGGAUGAGCCCAUUGCGAGGAGAAGACGCAGCCGUCAGAUUGCAGAUUGAGCUUAACCAAGAAGUUCGUAGGCUAAUCAAGGCUGGCUUGACCUACAAAAGAAGAGAAUUCUGCCUUGUGUUGACACGGCUGAUAACUUGCCAUCACCUCUUGCCAGUGUGGAAAAAUUCUCCCUGUUGAAUUUUUUGCACAUGGAGGACAGCAGCAAAGAGGGCAACACAGGCUGAUAAAACCCAGGACAGCAGGGAGAUUAUUUUACCAUACGCCUUCAGGACGUUCCCUCUAGCUAGAGUUCUGGACUUCCGCAGAACCCGGUCCAGUCAUUUUGAUUUUGCUAUCUGUUUAUUUUUUUUUCUUUUUCUUUUUCCCACUACAUUGUAUUUUAUUUCCGUACUUCAGAAAUGGGCCUACAGACCACAAAGUGGCCCAGCCAUGGGGCUUUUUUCCUGAAGUCUUGGCUUAUCAUUUCCCUGGGGCUCUACUCACAGGUGUCCAAACUCCUGGCCUGCCCUAGUGUGUGCCGCUGCGACAGGAACUUUGUCUACUGUAAUGAGCGAAGCUUGACCUCAGUGCCUCUUGGGAUCCCGGAGGGCGUAACCGUACUCUACCUCCACAACAACCAAAUUAAUAAUGCUGGAUUUCCUGCAGAACUGCACAAUGUACAGUCGGUGCACACGGUCUACCUGUACGGCAACCAACUGGACGAAUUCCCCAUGAACCUUCCCAAGAAUGUCAGAGUUCUCCAUUUGCAGGAAAACAAUAUUCAGACCAUUUCACGGGCUGCUCUUGCCCAGCUCUUGAAGCUUGAAGAGCUGCACCUGGAUGACAACUCCAUAUCCACAGUGGGGGUGGAAGACGGGGCCUUCCGGGAGGCUAUUAGCCUCAAAUUGUUGUUUUUGUCUAAGAAUCACCUGAGCAGUGUGCCUGUGGGGCUUCCUGUGGACUUGCAAGAGCUAAGGGUGGAUGAAAAUCGAAUUGCUGUCAUAUCCGACAUGGCAUUCCAGAAUCUCACGAGCUUGGAGCGUCUUAUUGUGGACGGGAACCUCCUGACCAACAAGGGUAUCGCCGACGGCACCUUCAGCCAUCUCACCAAGCUCAAGGAAUUUUCAAUCGUCCGUAAUUCGCUGUCCCACCCUCCUCCCGAUCUCCCAGGUACACAUCUGAUCAGGCUCUAUUUGCAGGACAACCAGAUAAACCACAUUCCUUUGACAGCCUUCUCAAAUCUGCGUAAGCUGGAACGGCUGGAUAUAUCCAACAACCAACUGCGGAUGCUGACUCAAGGGGUUUUUGAUAAUCUCUCCAACCUGAAGCAGCUCACUGCGCGGAAUAACCCUUGGUUUUGUGACUGCAGUAUCAAAUGGGUCACGGAAUGGCUCAAAUACAUCCCUUCAUCUCUCAACGUGCGGGGUUUCAUGUGCCAAGGUCCUGAACAAGUCCGGGGGAUGGCCGUCAGGGAAUUAAAUAUGAAUCUUUUGUCCUGUCCCACCACGACCCCCGGCCUGCCUCUCUUCACCCCAGCCCCGAGUACAGCUUCUCCGACCACUCAGCCUCCCACCCUCUCUGUUCCAAACCCUAGCAGAAGCCACACGCCUCCAACUCCUACCACAUCGAAACUUCCCACGAUUCCUGACUGGGAUGGCAGAGAAAGAGUGACCCCACCUAUUUCUGAACGGAUCCAGCUCUCUAUCCAUUUUGUGAAUGAUACUUCCAUUCAAGUCAGCUGGCUCUCUCUCUUCACCGUGAUGGCAUACAAACUCACAUGGGUGAAAAUGGGCCACAGUUUAGUAGGGGGCAUCGUUCAGGAGCGCAUAGUCAGCGGUGAGAAGCAACACCUGAGCCUGGUUAACCUAGAGCCCCGAUCCACCUAUCGGAUUUGUUUGGUGCCACUGGAUGCUUUUAACUACCGCGUGGUAGAAGACACCAUUUGUUCAGAGGCCACCACUCACGCCUCCUAUCUGAACAACGGCAGCAACACAGCAUCCAGUCAUGAGCAGACGACGUCCCACAGCAUGGGCUCCCCCUUUCUGCUGGCGGGCUUAAUCGGGGGUGCGGUGAUAUUUGUGCUCGUGGUCUUGCUCAGCGUCUUUUGCUGGCACAUGCACAAAAAGGGGCGCUACACCUCCCAGAAGUGGAAAUACAACCGGGGCCGGCGGAAAGAUGAUUAUUGCGAGGCAGGCACCAAGAAGGACAAUUCCAUCCUGGAGAUGACAGAAACCAGUUUUCAGAUCGUCUCCUUAAAUAACGAUCAACUCCUUAAAGGAGAUUUCAGACUGCAGCCCAUUUACACCCCAAAUGGGGGCAUUAAUUACACAGACUGCCAUAUCCCCAACAACAUGCGAUACUGCAACAGCAGCGUGCCAGACCUAGAGCACUGCCAUACGUGACAGCCAGAGGCCCAGCGUUAUCAAGGCGGACAGUUAGACUCUUGAGAACACACUCGUGUGUGCACGUAAAGACACGCAGAUUACAUUUGAUAAAUGUUACACAGAUGCAUUUGUGCAUUUGAAUACUCUGUAAUUUAUACGGUGUACUAUAUAAUGGGAUUUUAAAAAAGUGCUAUCUUUUCUAUUUCAAGUUAAUUACAAACAGUUUUGUAACUCUUUGCUUUUUAAAACUUAAAAAAAAUAGUUGCUGAAGUACUGUACAGGGUCGUACAAUGAGAACCCAAUGCCAAGGCAAAAAGAACGAGUGAUUCUUCCUUAGGAUACACAUCAACCACUUCGCUGUUGAAGCUGUCAGAAUAAAUUCCUGGUGGUCAGAUGAAAGGGCAGAUUAAAUGGACUCAUCAGGGUAAGAGGAAUAAUAUGGGUGAAACAAGAAAUGGCCCAGAUAGUUUCACACUAUUCCUAUACCUCCAGGUCUGGAAGACAGGUAAAAAGAUUCUAUAAUGUAAUAAUGGAGGUAGUUACCCUGAUUUGACCCAGUGCAGGAAAUGCUGAAAGCACCAGGAGGAAGCUAGUUCCCGUGAGAUAAAUUAACCCGGCCUGACAGAAUCAAGAAAAUUGAGAUGAGAUUUGAAAAGACCUAAAAAUUCAGGGGUUGGCUUUCUGACUGGGAACUUCAAAAUCACUCUUCAUGCUUCCCUGGUCCUAAGUGAUAACAGAGUUAGAGACUUGAGUCUGAUUUCAGUCAUCUUCAGGGACCGGUCUGAUGUUGUAGCAAGAAAACUCCCUUUAAAAGUGUUACUGUUCAAAUCAUAUGUCAGGUUGAAUCACAUUCAACAGAGAUAUAUUCUAGAAUAAUUUUUUAGAAGAGGCUAAUAAAAUUAAGGGAAGAAUUAUAUUGAAUGGAAUUAUUUUUGAUAAUGAGAAUUAUUUGGGUAGAUUCACUGAGGCUAUGUCAACAUGAUAUUUAGACCAACAGGUGAUCAAUGUUUUGAAAAUACAACAAUGACUUAUUUAAAAAUUACCCUUACUGCUAUUUAGACAAAAACAACUGGUCACUGGUUCUGUUAUGUCAGCUGACUUUGUUAGUAUCAUGUUGAAAUAGCUUGAAGUAAUAUCUUUUAUCCCCUUGCAAAUUCUUGUCUUCCAAUCAUCUCCCAUAUAUUUUCAUAAUUAGUUGUUUAUAACACUUUCGUUUUUCUCCCUCUGCUCAGUAUUUCAAGGACAAUUAUGGAUGCCAGUCUUGGCUGCACAAAAUAUCCAUAUGUACUUAUACAUUUUUAAAUGCAUACUAAUUUUCACUGCUAAUAAUUCUGUAAGGACACAUCAAAGCUGGCCAAAAUAAUUAAUUUUUAAAAAAGCGAUACCUGGUUUCCACCUUGUACUGACUUUGAUCCUGUUCCACUUUUGAAAUUUUAUUUGUUCCUUUUCCGUCGUGGAUGUUCCUCUAGUUUGGCAAAUGCGGAGGGAUCAUCAAUCUUCUGUUAGCAGGACAACGCAUGAAAAGCAAACAAGUCAGAGAGUGAAGGCUUGUUCCCCUAAUCCUGGCAGAGCAGGGCAUAGAAAAGAGAGGGAUGUCCUUGCUUAAUUCUAGAUACUUUUGAGGCAACAUCUUCAUAAAACACAUAGUUUAAUCUUUGCCGUCCUUAGAGAAGGGCUAUGGAUCACAUACAUUAUCAAAAACUACUCCCUUGGAAAAAAAAUCUUUUUAAAAUCAAAUUUAAACAUUUCACUCUGUGAUGCAUAUUUCUUUUACCACUGGCCAUUAUUAUAAGGACCCAUGAAGUAAAUGUCACCAUCAUCUUACUUGCUCUCUCUCUCUCAGCAAAAUAAAACUGUGAUGUGUCUUCUUUGUAAAAGUUUAGGUAUAAAAUGCUAUGCAACUUUUUCUUUAUAGUAAGAGCUUUAUUUUCUUUAAUAAUAUAGCCCAACUUAUAUGUUUUAAUCUCCCGUCUCCCGCAGAAUAAGCAGAAAAAUAUAACUGCAGCUGUAUGUUAGACACAAGAAUUGAAACUGUGCAGUCAGUAGAGCUGAACUUAGCUAUGAAUUAAUUUAAAUUAAUUCUAAAGUGACUCUGGUUUCCAUUUUAGUCUAUUAGCUAGAGGGUUUUGGCUGUUGCUUUUUUUAAAGUUAGGUCCGCACAGUGAAGGGAAAAGAGUCUGUGAAGGUGAUCAGUGUAGCAGUAAGACAUCUAAAAUCAAGACAAUGACCUGGGGGCUUUGUGUACUUAGCUGGAUAAUUUCCUUCUACUGUCCUCUUCCCCUUGGCUGUGUAGAUAAAAUUGUGCAUUCAAAUGAUGGUACUUUGACUUUUGAGGGUUUUUAUUUCUGUUAUUCACAAAAUAAUCAUUCUCAUUUAUGUAUAUUGUAUGUUUCACCCCCAGUGGGAUUUCUGGCUGCUGAAAUCGCUUUGGGCUAGGAAAAACAAGGAUGAAGAGGUUCCUGUCAUUUCUUACGGAGUUCACAGAAUUAUUUGGGGCUUAAGUAGUACAAUGGAGACAGUCAUGUGCAAUGCUUCAGGUGGUCUGACGGGGUCCCUUUUGCUGGAGGUGUUCCUGAAGAGAUUGAACCUAGUAACAGGCUUUAUUUUCAUCUUGUGUACAACACGACAAAGACUGCUAAGAUUAAAAUCCGUCUCCCAUUUGUUACAGCCUCACCUGCACCAGGAUAGAAAGCACAUGAUGGAAUCUGUGAUGUCUAAUGUGUCUUACGAAAAUAGCCAAACAACUGUCCCUGGGGAUUCUGCUUUGAUUGGCAUUUUUAGUCAUGGGAAUGUAUUUUUGCAGAAAUACCUGCUUUGUGUUUGGGCCUCUCUUGCUGUCAUUAUCAUGUAUUUUGAGAUGAUUAGUCAAGAGUCAAGGUUGAGAGUAUAGGCCAAGACCAUGGAAAAAAAUCCAUGUUCACUGGCCAAUAAAGAGCUUGAUGCUGCCUGGCCAAAUAAGGUGAUUCAGAUAGAAUCUCAUCCCGUUCAGAGCCCGGUAACUGUCACUGUACAGAAGACACUGAAAAGGAAGUGGCAUAGUCACGAUCACAAGGAUAUAUUGACAGUUAUCUAUAGCCAGGGUAGUUGUUAGUACCUGCUUGUUUGGGGAGAUACGUUUGAUUAUAGAGAGACUCUGGGCUACCUUCAAACACCAUCAGAUGCAUUAGCAGCCCACUGCAUGGGAUAAUCGCAGGCAGAUACGAGGAUUGUAUCCCCUGCCUAUUUUCCUUGUGUAUCAAAUGGAAAACAUUCUCCCCUGUGAGAAAUAAUGCAGUUUCUAAUUAUCUGGAUGUUCAUUGAAAAUAUAUUAGACAUUCUCCCUGAGGUUACAAACAAAAACUAUAAUGUGACCUGUCUGGUAAAAAGUAUUAAUGAAGUAGCUCAUAUUACAACUUCGUUUUCUACCAGCACCUAUCAUAAUAAUCUUAGUCAUUUCACACAAAUCAGAACUUCCUUCCCCACCAGGGAGGACAACUUCAUACCAUGAUUGAAGCAUCUAUUCAGAACACGAGGCAAUAUUGUAGUCCACAGGGAAUGGAUGCUUCACUUGAUCGCUGGACCUCAGCUGCAGAGGCCAUUGCAGCUUUUGAAAAGUGAAGUGGUUAAUUUCCAUUGGCAUCUUUGCUUACAGCAUUUUUCUCUAACCUAUAACAAGGAGACAUUACGUUUUACUUUAGAACAUGAGAAUAGCAGUUUUGCUCACGAUUUACCAUUCCAGCUGCAGGGGAAAGCAAAGCAGAAAACAGUGCCCCAAACGGAAAAAAGAUACUUACACAGAACAAAACAGUUCUUGGUCUUUUUCUUGGUCUUGUCAAACCUUGCCUGAUGCUCUUUCUAAAGUCAAAAUACAAAUGCUAAGAAAGCAUAACUACAUCCUUCUCUGAUUUCUUCAGCAGGGUCAAAAGACAGUUACCAGCAAUGGGGAAUGCUUGUCACUGUGGAGAAAGAGUUUUGUACAUGUCUGGUACCAUUGUUAUAACAUAUCAAAUUUUCUUACUAUAGUUUUUUGUUUUCUAGCUGCACACCCACCAGAAGAGCACAAAGGAAGGCCAUCACAACAAGUAUUUUAAAAUUAAUAUCAAACAUGCACAUGCAUGUACACACACACACACACAUACACGGGGGCAUUUGUAAAGGUGUCCCUGGAAUGUAAGAUUUAUAACCGUUUAAGGCAAGGUGAAGGCAUUGCCAACUGUGUGUCCCUCAUAGGACUAGUGUAUAUUCACUGAAAGUUAACCUGAUGAUUUGUCAUUGUUUGAACCAUAUGCUGAUUUGCUUCUGGUUUCUGUUUAGUGUGUUCUCUCUGACAACGGGCUGGAAGAUUCUGCAUCACACAUCCUCUGAGACCUACCAUGUCGCACACUUUGUUAAUGACAAACUUCACUCUACACUAUACAGUACCUUGUUGAUAUAUUCAGUAAAGUCUUAUUUUAAAAGAAAACCA